AUGCUCCCCAGAGGAGGAGGAGCAGAGGCCCCGGACUGGCAUCUGGACAUGCGGCUGACGGGCCAGCUGGUGCUGUCCGCCGCUGCCCUGCUCCUGCUGGCCGCAGCCUACAGGCUGUACAAGUCCAGGCCAGCCCGGGCCCUGCCGCGGCAGGGGGGCGCCGAGGCCGGGGCAGAGGGGGCGGCAGGGGGCUCCGGGCAGCCUGCCGUCCAGGAGGCUGCUCCCCGGGCGCCACAGUGGGACCUGAGACGCCGCAGGGGAAGCAAGGGGGGUGCGGGAUUGCCGGGCUGCAGCUGGGAGAACACGGAGGCCUCCAGAGUCCCGGCCACCGGAGCUUCCUCCGCAGCCGCAGAAGCUGGAGAGGCUGGGAAAGCUGGGAGGAAAGGUGCUGGAGCGGAGCACGCUGGGCAGUGCCCGGACGCUGACCUGGCAGCUCCUCGGUGCGGAGGCCAGGAAGCCGGAACAGCUGUGGACGGUAGGCCCGAGCCGCCCCACCACUGCCAUCCGUGCGGCGAACCCCCAGUCCCCACCGCUGGCCUCCCCGCCGUGGAGAGCGGCCGUGUGGGCGGUGAGCUCGCUCCCUGGCGGGACAGUGGGCCCCCCAAGCAUGCAGGGGGCGGGGAGCAGGAAUCCCCCCAUGAAGGUCAGGCGGCCUGCCCUCAAGGCCGGUGUGACAUGGACAACAGCUGGGUCUUUACCCAUGCGUCAGGGGUCCACAGGGAGGAGGCGGGGGCCCUCCAGGCUGCCUCGGACCUGGGCCUGGCCCUGCGUCAGCAGGAGGGCAACUCCGAGGCCCCCCGCAGCUUCUCGUCCGUGGCCCGGGCUCGAGUAGGGGAGAGUCUCAUACCGGAGAGGGUGGAGGGGGCCAGGCCCAGGCUGAAGGCCAAGGUGUGUGGCUACUACGUGGAGUCCACCUCUCAGGCCACCUCCAGGAGCAGGCUGGCCCCCGGAUCAGCCGCCCCAGUGGGGGCUCCAGCCCCCGAGUCAGAGUCUGACCCCCUGGGAACGCGGACAGCGUCUGAAGGGCCCGCCGACGACGGAGAGGGUGGACCGGAGACCGCCGCCUCUCCCGGGCCUGUCCCCUCCCAGUCCACGCGAGGCUUCAGCCGCAAGGAGAGCCUCCUUCAGAUCGUGGAGAACCCGGAUCUUCAGCUGCAGCUCGAUGGCUUUGGGGACCCUGAUUCAUCCUGCCCAGACCAGAGUGCCCUGCGCACCCGCCCCACGUCCCAGGAUUCUCCUGAGUCCAGCUCAGCCGGAAGCCGCGGGAAACCCCCCGUGCACUCUGUGGCUGGCACCAAUUUCUUCCGCCCCCAGCUCGGCCCCGGGUCAGCCCCAGAGGUCCACCUGGAUCUGGGCAAUUGCUGCGAGGCGCUGACCUUUGCCAAGAGGGAGAACCUGGAGCCCCUGAAGGAGGCAGCCUACCAGGUGAUGAGUGACAACUACCUCCAGGUCCUGCGGAGCCCCGACAUCUACGGGCGCCUGAGCGGGGCGGAGCGCGAGCUGGUCCUCCAGCGCCGGCUCCGGGGCCGCAAGCACCUGGUGGUGGCCGCCGUGUGCCCCCAGGAAGGCUCCGGCCGCCUCUGCUGCUACGACGAUGCGCGGGACGCCUGGCGCCUGCUGGCCCGCCUGCCGCCCGAGGCUGUGUCCCGGGGCUGUUCCAUCUGCAGCCUCUUCAAUUACCUCUUCCUGGUGUCCGGUUGCCAGGGCUCGGGGCGCCAGCCCUCCAAUCGCGUCUUCUGCUACAACCCGCUGACGGACAUCUGGAGCGAGGUGUGUCCCCUGAACCAGGCUCGGCCGCACUGCCGGCUGGUCGCCCUGGACGGACAGCUGUACGCCGUCGGGGGCGAGUGUCUGAACACGGUGGAACGCUACGACCCUCGCCUGGACCGCUGGACCUUUGCGCCGCCGCUGCCCAACGACACCUUCGCCCUGGCGCACACGGCGGCGGCGAGCGGGGGCGAGCUCUUCGUCACCGGGGGCUCGCUGCGCUACCUGCUGCUGCGCUUCUCCGCCCGGGAGCAGCGCUGGCGCGCCGGGCCCACCGGGGGCGGGAGGGGCCGCACGGCCGAGAUGGUGGCGGUCAGAGGCUUCCUCUAUCGCUUCGACCUCAACCGCAGCCUGGGCAUCAGCGUCUACCGCUGCAGCGCCAGCGCCCGCCUCUGGUACCAGUGCGCCACGUACCGGACGCCGUACCCUGACGCCUUCCAGUGCGCCGUGGUGGACGAGCUCGUCUACUGCGUGGGGCGCCGGCGCACACUGCGCUUCCUGGCUGACUCCGUCUCGCCCAGGUUUGUGCCCGAAAUGCUGCAAGCCUUCCCCUCCCCGCAGGGCACCCUCCUGCCCACCGUCCUCACCUUGCCCGGUCCUGAUGUGCCCCAGACCAGGGUCUAG
Molecule: messenger RNA, 2391 nt
Organism: Rangifer tarandus platyrhynchus (Svalbard reindeer)
Lineage: Eukaryota; Metazoa; Chordata; Mammalia; Artiodactyla; Cervidae
Source: the annotation of a GenBank genome assembly